This is a messenger RNA of Serendipita indica DSM 11827, 1017 nucleotides long. The record is from the annotation of a GenBank genome assembly. NCBI's taxonomy places the organism in Eukaryota, Fungi, Basidiomycota, Agaricomycetes, Sebacinales, Serendipitaceae.
AUGGCGACAAUUCCAGCCCAUCUCCGAGAAAACAAGCCCUUAUCGAUUCUUCUUGCAUCUAUUGCCGCAUUUGUCAUCGCUAGACACACUCUCUCUCGCAAAGCCCGUCGGACGACGACAAUCCCACGCAACCAGGAGCGCGUCGUCAUCAUUGGAGCGUCCUCGGGUGUAGGAAGGGAAAUCGCAAAGAUAUAUGCGUCCAGAGGCGCACUUGUUUGUCUCGUCGGUCGACGGCAAAAGGAGCUCGACGAGGCUACGCAAGAAUGCCUUCAGUUAUACCCCGAGGAUACAGAUAAAUCCACUCGGAAAGCAAUCUACAAAGUAGCAGACUCUACAGACGCUGUCCAGCUCGUCGCUUUGCGCGACUUUGUCAAUGCACAUUGGGGACAAGUCGAUACGCUUUUUAUUUGCGCAGGCGUAUCAUCUCUUCGUCCAUUGCUCGAAGUGGCCGGUUCACCGCACGGAGUCGUCGACACGACGGUGGAAGGGAUUCAGCAUACCCAAGCCAUAGCGCAAAAGGCCAUUGACGGCAACUUUAUUGGGCCCCUCUCUGCCGCACUCACCUUUAUUCCUUUCCUGCAGCACACCUCUCCCGCACCAGCGAUCCACCUCGUUUCCUCUCUCGCAGCUCUCAUUCCUCCGCCAACACGAACGCUCUACAGCGCAACAAAGGCAUCCUCGCUCAUGCUCUUCCGUGCCCUCUCCAUCGAACACCCACGCAUCUCGUUUAGCCACAUUUGUCCCGGGACGAUUCAGGGCAACUUUCGUGCGUCUGCCGUCGACGUUGUAGGCGCCCGUGUGACAGUCCCAAACGGAGGCGUACGCGAGAACCUGGACGGUGCAAUGUCCGCGAGGGACGUGGCGAAACGAUGUAUAAGGAUGGUGGACGAAGGUCAGACGGGAGUGGAAAUUAUACCUCUCAAGUACAAGGCCGGCUUCUUUCUCAGCUGGCUCUUCCCUGCUUGGAUCGACAAAAAAGCGAGGCAAAAGUAUGAUUUCACGUCUUUUUCGCAAUAG